Molecule: messenger RNA, 1263 nt
Organism: Staurois parvus
Lineage: Eukaryota; Metazoa; Chordata; Amphibia; Anura; Ranidae
Source: the annotation of a GenBank genome assembly
AUGGGAAAUGGCUCAAACACGUCAGAAUUUCACUCUUCCAUAUCAAAAACCAAUGACAUCAUCUUAGGAGUGAUCUACACCCUGUUCGGCAUCUUUUCUCUGUCGGGGAACUCCAUGUUGCUGCUGGUGGCCUAUCGCAAGCGCUCUAUGCUGAAGCCAGCCGAAUUCUUCAUCGUCAAUCUGGCGAUCAGUGACCUGGGUAUGACCGGCACGCUCUUCCCUCUGGCUAUCCCCUCGCUCUUUGCUCACAGGUGGCUGUUUGAUAAAGUGACCUGUAAAUAUUACGCCUUCUGUGGGGUCUUCUUUGGGCUUUGCAGCCUGACGAAUCUGACAGUUCUCAGUUCUGUUUGCUGUAUGAAAGUCUGCUAUCCAGUAUACGGAAACAAAUUUUCUUCUUCCCAUUCACGGGUUUUGCUGCUCUGCGUCUGGGCGUACGCAUUUGUAUUCGCCACGGCUCCACUGGCAGAGUGGGGGAGUUACGGACCGGAGCCCUACGGUACAGCCUGCUGUAUAGACUGGACGGCCCCUAACCGGGAGCAUCGAGCCAUGUCCUAUAUCGUGUCCCUGUUCGUCUUAUGCUAUAUCUUACCCUGCACACUGAUCCUCAUCUCCUACACCCUCAUCCUGCUCACUGUGAAAGGGGCGAGGAAAGCCGUACAACAGCACCUGUCACCGCAGAACAAAGGAAGCAACGUACACAGCCUUAUCAUAAAGCUCAGUGUGGCAGUCUGCAUUGGCUUCCUCCUUGCAUGGACUCCUUACGCUGUUGUGGCAAUGUGGGCGGCUUUUGGCGAUGCCAGGCGGGUCCCGACGAUAGCAUUUGCCCUUGCUGCUAUGUUCGCCAAGUCUUCUACCCUCUACAACCCCAUGGUGUAUCUGCUACUGAAGCCAAACUUUUUGAAUGUCGUAACCAAAGACCUGUCCGUGUUUCAGGCUGUGUGCGCCAUGGUCUGUGGCAUCUGCCGAACCCCCGUGAAGCAAACGCCAUGUAUACACCAGGAUGUCAGGAACCCUUUUAUGGAGAGCCACUGCUGCAUUGAAACGUUUGAGUGCUUUGGUAAUUACCCACAAUGCUGCAGUUUGGGCCAGAUGGACAUGGGCCACCCUGCUGGCCUCACUCUGGUCAAGGCUCAACCAGCUAAUGUCGUGUCGACUUCCUCAGUUCAUCUCGUGGUACAUUCCUCCAGAACUAAAUCCACCCUGGAAACGGUGGAGAUCACAACAGAGUCUCUGCCACCAGAUUGUACAAAAGACUUUCUGUGA